Messenger RNA from Prunus mume (Japanese apricot), 1083 nucleotides. The record is from RefSeq and is a predicted model, not a curated record. NCBI's taxonomy places the organism in Eukaryota, Viridiplantae, Streptophyta, Magnoliopsida, Rosales, Rosaceae.
CUUAAUUAAUAUUUGAGAUUUUCUUUUGUACGCACGUAGAACUUGGUGUGAAUUUAAAGUACGAAAUUUUAAGCUAGACGUAUGCAAUUGUAUCUCUCCACUCCAUCCGAAUCCCAUCGGAGGUUUCUUUUCGUCUCAAUUGGGUUGUGGGUUGUGCUUUGAGAAAUAUCAAGGAUUAAUGCUAGCUAGUAUCGCGAGACCAAAUUAAGAUUGAAAGAUGAAGAAGAAAGUAUCUGCACUAGUGAAGCAGAUAAUAGCUGCAGUGAGCUCAAUUGCGAAGAAUAAAACUCUGGCCCUUAGGAGCAAAACCAGAGCCAUAAAGACUCGAAUCAUUAUAUUCUCGUUGCUGAACAAGAGGUUUGUGAUGAGCUCCAUCUCUCACAAGCUCCACGCUUUGCUAGGGCAGCAGCAGCAGCAACACCACUACCCUGAAUCUGAUGAUGAUCAUCAUCAGGAAGAUCAAGACCAAAGCAAGGGCAAAGCCGGCGCACUUGUAAUCAACCCAAGCAGCAGCAACAACGAUAUUAUUAAUGUUGUCGUAUCCCACAGAUCCCACCAGCACCAGCCAGUUGAUCUUAUUAUUAAUCCAACUGAUGAUGAUCACAUUCACAUUACGGCGGAUUCGGAGGAUAAUAUUGAUAUUGAUGAUGAUAUUGAUCAUGGGUACUUGCACCACUUGGUAGAAGCUCAAGCUCAAGCUCAAGCUCAAGCUCAAGCUGGGGAUCAUCACCUUGAUUUGGAUAGAUAUUGUGAAGAAGAGGAUCAAUUCGAAUCUGUGAUAGAUAUUGUGAAGAACUCAAAGCAACAGGCUGGGCAGGAAUUCAGUCUGGAAGACGACAUAGACCACGUGGCAGACUUGUUCAUAAGGAGGUUCCACCGCCAAAUCACAAUUCAGAAACAGCACUCCUUCAAGAGCAAGAGGCACCAGUGACGGGGGUGACAUAGCCGCCACCCACCUAUUUUUUCAUUAUUAUUAUUAUUAUUAUUUUUUCAACGGUUGAAAGUAAUUUUCUCGUGUAUCUUCGUCAUAUCUCAUACGAUGUGAUAUAAUCGUAUGACCUGGGCCUAGUGGCAUUUUCCUCU